CCUCGCGGCACUCUAUAGCUUUUGUUUCCAUAGCAACUACGGUGGACGCGAAUGUACAAACAUGAGGGCGUUGGUAGAUUUGUUCCCGGACUUAUAAUGAUGGAUGACAUCGAACAGGCAAUAGAUGAGGAGCUGAUGAAAUUAAACCUACAUCCUUCUGAAAAUGAUUCAGAAUCAGACGAUGAUAACUUCACUGUUUUGGAUGGAAAUCUGCAUGCAGAAAAUGAGCUGCCUGACUCAGUACUCACAUAUGUUGAAGCUUCAAGAAAUCGAAUGAAUACCUUUGAACAAUUAAUCCUUGAAGAUGUUGAAGAAAAGGACUUCUCAAGCCAGAACCUGUCUCACCUUAAUCACAAUGAACCAGCUUCAGUUUUCACAGACGACCCCAUGAAGUGGAAAGACCGAGUUAUCUCUGAAUUAGUGGAACAAGUUGGACAUCUAAAUGACAUUGAGCCACAGAAUGCCCAGUGGGAGAUUCCAAAUAUGUCAGGCAUGGAAGAUUAUAUAUGCCCUGAGAGUGAACUGCAACUUAGUCUUGAGUGGAGAGAAUUAGAGAAAAGACUGAGAGAGGAAGAAGAGCAGAAAUUAGCAGCACAGGAGGUAGAAAGAGAGCUGCAUCAGAACUCAGAAAGAGAAGAAGAAGAGAGGAGGAGGAGAGGACGGAUGAAGUUUCAGGAGGAGCUGAAGAAGAUAGAGGAGGCCACUUGG
This is a messenger RNA of Sinocyclocheilus grahami, 708 nucleotides long. Its product is annotated as leucine-rich repeat and IQ domain-containing protein 1-like. The record is from RefSeq and is a predicted model, not a curated record. NCBI's taxonomy places the organism in Eukaryota, Metazoa, Chordata, Actinopteri, Cypriniformes, Cyprinidae. The transcript is spliced from 6 exons. The annotation marks the transcript as partial.